This is a messenger RNA of Melanotaenia boesemani (Boeseman's rainbowfish), 6133 nucleotides long. RefSeq names its product KIAA0825 ortholog. The transcript is spliced from 24 exons. NCBI's taxonomy places the organism in Eukaryota, Metazoa, Chordata, Actinopteri, Atheriniformes, Melanotaeniidae. Bases 368 to 4411 code for a protein of 1347 amino acids. The record is from RefSeq and is a predicted model, not a curated record.
AUUCCCCGGAACUAACCGAAAUAGCUCGAUAUUAUAAAGCACUCAUUGAGUAACGGGAAUAUUUGGUCGCUCAAUAGCUUAUAACUAGAAAGGUGAUUUUACAAUAAAGCUUAUGACACCGCACGUCUGUUUACAAAAACUGCUCUGUGUAGAGUUCACAACGACAGCGACAAAUAUGCUCUCAGUCACAGUAAUAAAAUUAUAUUGCAUGGUGACAUGUUAGAUGUCUCGCUUUUUGUUGUAGCUACUAAUCUCUGUCGUAAACAAUUCUCAGCUCAAAGUGACAGCAAAUAAUGUUGGUUUAAUUUACCCCGCUUGUAUUGGAUUAACACGGAAUGGAUUAACGAGGAGCUCGUAAAAGAGCAUCAUGGAAUGGCCAGAGGAUUUUCCUGAAGACCAUGCUUUUGUGGAGCUGCUGGUUCCAGGAGUUUCCAGUGAUCUGGACUUUGAACAGUUUCUCAGAGACACAGAGGAGAAACUUAAUCUCAAUGCCAACAGCAUUGAACAACGGCUAAAGGAGCUCCAGGCUACAAUGGGGGACUGCAGAGGGGGAAACCGUCCACCGAGCCCUACAGAGUGUCUGCAGUGGUUCAACAUAAGAGCACAAAACAAUGUCAAGCCUGUUACCACAGGAUAUCAAGAGCUCAUGGAUUUCUUCAGAGCUCUGCAACAGUAUCUGAGAUCAGAAGAAGAAGGGAAAGAAGAGGUGACACUUCAGCUGCUUGUGAAUCUGUCUGCCCAGUGUGGUGUCUGCUUUCCUUGUACCCCGUCCUCUUCCUCCUGUUCGUCUUCUCUUCAUCAUCAAAUGGCUGGCUGCUCCGUCCACAUGGUACAUUUAAUCAAAGAUGACACAUCAAUAGAGAUCCAGGAGGCUUGGGAUUCUGUGCGUCUCCAGUUGCGACGCUACCUGAUGGAUCGGCUUUUGGGUCGUAGUUCAGAGCAUUCUGGAUCUAUACAUAUUUCCACCCUGGCUAUCCAUGAACGGGUCCACUGUCUUCAGCAAUUAUUCUUUCUCUAUCCUGACUGUGAGGUUCUCACUCAUUACCAGGGCCUUAAACGCCAAUGCGUGGUGGAUAUUCUGCAAUCAAGCCUCAACUUCAGCCCAGGUAGUGAGACUGGCUUUGACAAAUUGGCAACGGGUUUCUCCAAUGUGGUCCCACAUCUGACCCAGAUCCUCACUGAGGAUCUCCAGGUCCUUUCAAGACUCACAGAACCCCAAAUAAUACUUGGUUUUGUCAAUGUGGGCUAUCUCAACACUGUGGUGCAAGAACUGACCUCCCAGAUGGAGAAGGAGUGUGAGACAGCCCAGAGGGACAAUACUGCCCUUAGCAGCAAGAUAAAAAAAUAUUCAGCUAAAUCCAGAGCAACUGUAGCACCAAUGGAGCUUCCCAUUAAAAGUAGGAGCUUCAGUUUGACCUCCCACCAGUUGAGGGCCUUAACCCAGCUGGCUUGCACCCUGCUGAGGUUUGAAAGCGAAGUGAGGGAGCUUGUCACCAACAUGACCUUCGUUAACUGUACAGAAGAUGCUCCAAGUAUAAAAGGUAUCUUGAAAAAGAGUAGAGAGGAUUCAAGUAUGAGAACAGAUGGCAAGAAACAAACCGCAGACAAACCUCACACUCCCGAGGCACAGACUUUGGAUUUUAACUGGAGGUCAGCGUUUAGGGGACUGGCCCCUCACAUGGAGCACUGUGUCAAAGUGGUACUGGAUGAUGUUUGUGCUAAGAAUCUACAGCAAGAAGAGGUCUUGCAUUCUUCUGGAAACACAUCUGUCACCCUUAUCCUCGUCACUGGACAGUCCACCACUAACGCACAUCUUAAAGAAGACUGCUUUUAUGGCUACUCAGAGAGAGACAUUCCCAAAAUGAUAGCCAAGUUCUGUGGAGCAAUCUUGACUGAAAUCGAUGCCUUACUACCCCUGGCAGCAGCCUGCAGGGACAGUUCUCUCCUGGGGGUGCGAUCCAGCUUUGUGGAGGCAUGUGGCAGAGCAGCAUUUGCCAUGUUGGGGCGUUUGCAGGAUAGGGCCCUGGAGGUACCCUCCUCAGCACCCCUGAAAAACCUGCCUGCUCUGUUGGCAACAUGCAUUUAUGUGCACCAGCGUCUAGAGCAUUACAGUGCGAGGCUGAAGGAUUCAAAUACUGCCGCAUCUAAAAUACCUCUGACUCUACUACCUAUCCAGAAGUACAGAGAGACAGUGGAGGCCUUGAGAGAACAGCUUACCAGCUACUGCACCCAGGUUUGUUUCACCUGUAUUCUUCAGGAUGCGGAGAGCCACGACUGGGCUGACCCAAAACCAUUCUAUGAGGGCGAGCGGUGUUCCUUCUCACUGCAGAUGUGGUUCUACUUCCUGUGUGGGCUUCGCAGCGACCUGUGGGCAGUUCUUCCAACAGAGUUGGCCAAAGAUGUGCUUGGACAGGUGUUGUCAGAGACUUUACAGCUACUGGUGCAAAGAUAUGCCAAGGUCCGCGCUUCAUACAAAAGACAUCUGCAGAUCAGAUGUGACAUCACGGCAGUGUUGCUGUAUGUGGAGCAUCUCAUGUGGAGUGUGUGUGAGAGCCCUGAGGCUUUGGUCCUGAUCAGCCCUUCUUCAGAAAUGACCAUAAUUGUUGGUGGUUCUGACUGGCCAUACCAAAUCCACAGCCUAUGUGACCAACUCCUGAUGGUCCUCAUCAUUGUCACAGCACCCUUGUCUUUGCUUUAUAGGACAUUUAUGAUUAAUGGUUCAAAGGAGUCUACAUCACAACCCAACUGCCCUGUUGUACGCUGGCUAAAUGCUAUCCACCCUGACCUCUUCACAGAGCAGGCCAUACGCGAUGGCCUUAUGGGCAAGCCAGCCUUGGGAUGUCAGCUGAGGCUACUGACCUCUGACCCAGGAUGCAGUCCCAAGUUGCUGCUGCGAACACUUCUGUAUGAAGACUGUCACCUGCCCAGAAUUCUCCUGGAAAAUUCUUAUUUGUGCCAAGGGAGAGGCUCUGAAAUAACCCCAGUGAAUUGCAAGGCAGGAGAUGACUUCAUAGUUGCUUUGUUCAACGUUCUCUCUUCUCUGAAUAAUAUCCCCAAGGCCUUGACUCAGGCCUUUCAGCCAUACCUGGAAAGAGCACACAUAUGGGAACAUCUCUACACACUGGCAGACACGGUGCGGACAGUACCUGUGAUGGUCACCUGUGUCCGGGCAAUUGUGACCAAGUCAACCAACAGCAUUUUAGUUCACCUGGCGUCCAUGGUUUUAGGUUGGCAGUCCACAGAGGAGUCUAGAGGGGUUCUGUUAAGACGACAUGUGCCAGAGAGUGUCCUGGCGAAAAUACCUAAAGACUGGAACUAUACAACGCUUGAUGCACAGGGAAAAGACACUGCCACAAAAACUGCCACAUCUUUAGCAAUUCAAGCAUUAUCCUUCAUUUUCACCAACCUGCCUUUGGCUGUAGCAUCCUUGCCUCUUUCCAUCCGCUUCCUUUUUCAAGUGGCAGAAAAGCACCUCUCCCAGCAUUCCCGGCAGCUGCGCUCAGUGGGCCUAUUGCUUUGGGCCCUGCUGGGCUGCUUGAUUCAGGGCCUGGAGGACACAGACACACUAGAACAGAUCAGUGGUCUGGCUCUGGACCGUGGGGCAAAGGACCGCCUGUCCCUGCUGGCAGAGUGCCUACGGGCAGCCAUGAGCAUUCAACAAAAGGGCGUUCCGAAACUCACAGUGCACAAAGUGCUUCAGGCUCUGGAGGAAAAAAGACCCAAGUGGAUAAAUAUGCAGCUGCAGAAGGCCCGCAAACUCUGCACAGACAGUGUGUUUGAGCAAGGAGCAGAGAGAAGAGUUGCUGCAGCUGAACUGACUGAGCAGAAAAUAGGCCUGAUGCUGCUGGAGGUCUGCCACAAAGCAGGUGGCAGCAACUACCUGAGGCAGAUCUAUCACAUCAUCCAAGGCAAUGAGGAGCUGUUGAUGUCUAAACUGAAUGGGGGCUCAGACUUUCCAGAUGACACUCCACUCUUAGUGAGCUUUGAUGUUGGCCCAGAGUGUCCUGCUGGCAUCACCCGCUUCAACCCUCUUCUUCAGUUUGACCACAUUGGCAAAAAGAAGUUGCAUCAGAGGUUGCUGCCUUUUCCGAGCAGGGGGCUUGCCUUGCAGGAAGAAAAGAAUGCUGAAAAGACUGCAGUGGUUGACUGGGCAUGGGACUGGUCGAGACUGCUGCCAGCUUAUGAGGGCAUGAGUCAGAUCACCUUCAAAAGUCUGCUGGCCAACAGGUGGGAUUUGCAGGAGGAUGCUGUGCUUGAAGAUGGAGAGAAAGCAAUGGUAGAAGAGCUUCAGAAAGCUUUUUUGGUUUGUUGCUGCUGUGCGGGACCACAGGACCCCCCUGGAACUGAUGAGACACCAGCAAAGCAGCCCCAGGGGGAAACACAACCAACCGAUAAAAGUGCUGCCCAAUAACAGUCACACAGUUGGGAUUUUUAUCAUGUUGUAAAUGUUUUCCUGUAAUAUGCACUUGCAGCUUUUAAGGCAGCAGUUUGUGUAUGUGUGUGUGUGUGUGUGAGCAUGCAUUUGCACAUUUGUGGGUAUAAUUUUGUUUGUACAUGUACUGUAUGCUACAAAUUUGCAUAUGUGUGCAUAAAAAAGAAAAAAGAGGGAAAAAAAGAGUGUAAGAGCUGGUGCCUUCCUCUUUGUACACACCACAGACAAACUGUGCUGCAUUAGAUGCUUUUUUUAUAUUUUUUGGAGCACAUCUGCAGAAAUCAUUUCUGGGAAAUAGAGAGCCUGGGUUAGUUUGCCUGGGACAAGAUAGCUCUGCAUGAUCAGAAGCAGUUUAAGUUUUCUUUCUUUUUGAGACAGUAAGGGUAAACACAUUGAUGUCAACAUACUUCCUCUUGGUCGCUGAACGAAAGCAUCAAAUAUUAUGGUUUGGAAGAACCAUGAUACCUGUUCACAUGUGUUGUGUCCCAAAAAUCUGCCGCAUUCAAAAAAAUAUAACACAUUGUUUAGUAAAACCAAACAUUUUCGGGUAACAUGAAUGCUCUGUAUAUUUUUCCAAGUGUGUCCACAUUUGUUACUUGUAUAAUGUACUGCAGCAGGAAUGUUUCAGAACUAAGCAUGAGAAUAAAAAGCAUAUUCUCAGUUGUUGUUCCUUAUUCAUGUGGUCAGUAUUGUGUGGGAUCUUUGUGUAGCCAGUAAUUUAUGACUAUUCGUGCUCUCAAGCAACAACAGUACUUGAAAACAGGCUGAUCUAAAAUCGUACAUUUUUAAGUAAGGUCAUUGAAAAAGCUGCUUUUCAUCAGCUAAAUGACUUCUUAACAUAAAACUGCUAUAAUGUCUUCUAGUCAGCACAUCAGCACUGAGACUGCUCUGACCAAAGUGAUCACUGACAUAUGUCUGAAUACUGAUGAUGGAAAAAUCACAGUAAUAGUUUUACUCGACCAUAGUACUACAUUUGACACAGCUGACCACAAUAUAUUACUCAAAUGACUGGAGAACUGUGUGGGCCUCUCUUGUACUGUACUAAACUGGUUCAAAACAUAUUUAGAGACCAGAAGUACUUUGUGUCAAUAGGUUACUUUUUACAUCUGAGCAGGCAAGAAUUACAUGUGGAGUUCCUCAAGGUUCCAUCCUGGGGCAGAUGACGCAGAUGACAUGUAGAUUUAUAUUACAAAGUCACCAGGGGACAGAGAAACUAUACAGGCUCUUAGUAAAUGCAUUAAGAAGAUUAAUGACUGGAUGUGCCUGAACUUUCUUCAGUUAAAAACAAAACUGAGGUGAUUGUCUUUGGAGCCAAAGAGAAACUAUUAAAAGCCACCACAGAGCUUCAGUCUAUACACCUAAAAACCACCAACCAGGCCAGAAAUCUGGGUGUAAUAAUGGACCUAAAUUUUGAAAAACACAUUAAGAGAAUCACAAGUCAGCCUACUUUUACCUUAAGAAUAUAUCAAGGGUAAAAGAUCUGAUGUCUCAGCAAGACCUGGAAAAACUAGUCCAUUUCAUCUUUAGUCGGCUUGAUUGAUGUAACAGUUUUUACAGGUUCUACCUAAAAAAUCAAUUAGACACCUGCAGCUUAUUCAGAACUCUGCUGCUCAAGUCCUCACUAAGACCAAGAAAGUGGACCACGUCAGUCCAGCUCUGAGGUCUUUACACUCUGACUUUGCUCUGAGGUGUGACUCUCUU